Molecule: messenger RNA, 390 nt
Organism: Racocetra persica
Lineage: Eukaryota; Fungi; Glomeromycota; Glomeromycetes; Diversisporales; Gigasporaceae
Source: the annotation of a GenBank genome assembly
GAUUGGAUAAAUGUAAUAGAUGCAUUUGUUAUCUCUUAUAACUCUACGGUUCACAGAGCACAUAGACAUACGCCCCACGAAGUUAUGUUCAGAUGGAAGAUGCACUGCAUAUACGAAACGCCGGAUACUGACCAAACUAAUGAAAUAGAGAUGGACACUGACCAAACUAAUGAAAUAGAGAUAGAUACUGACCAGGCUAAUAAAAUAGAGGUAGACACUGAGCAGACCAAUGAAAUAGAGGUAGACACUGACAAUUUGGAAACAAAUGAAAUAGAGGUAGACACUUCGGAAACAAAUAAGAACGUUCAGGUCAAUACGAAUAAUUCAGAGGAAAUUAUACAGCAACGUAUAUUACGAGUAUCGCGAAUUCAAGAGCUUAGGUUUAGGACA